AUGCACUCGAAAACGGCUUCAGACGAUGAUAACCAUUUAAUUACUCGAAUCCUCCAGGCUGAGCACAUUGUCUUAGAUCGUGUCGCUUUCGAUCUCAUAGCGUCCGUGCUGAUCGCCCGUGGACGUGACCGUCUUCUUUCUUUUGAAACUUGUCGUGAAGAGCUGGAUGGACAUACUGUCGCUUUUGUUCUAUUCUCGGCAUUGUCCUCAUCGUCACUGGAGCUACUGUCGUCCAUAUGCACCAGUGGUAAAAUAAAAUCUGCUUUCAUUUACACCUCCAUCCCUGCGAGCGCCAACGCCUACAAUUUGAAUAUACCUGUGACUGGCGUUGACUAUCCUGAAACCCCUGUGCUAUUCGAGUCGAAAUCUUUCGGAAGUGUUCGUUUUAAGAUUGAGCACGUCUCUCUUCGUUCGUUCUCAAAGUUGUCGAACGUUUACAUCCUCUCCAGAUUUCAUCCGUUCUGUCAAGAAGAUAAAAGAUUUACUGGCGCGUUUCAUGAACUGGAUUCCUUCCUGUGGGAUUUAAACGCAGUGGAACAUGUUUAUUCCUUUGGGCACUUAACCACUAGUAUUGCGUCCGCCUUCGCUUCCGAGUUCCAACCUGCCCUAGAACGGAGAAAGCACUUACUUUCUCACUCUGGUGCACAUUCCGCCACUUUGGUUUUCGUCGACGAUCUGGCCAUGUGCGACCCGAUCGGUUGCAUCAUGCCCUAUAUCAAGCCCCAACAUCUUUUGGACUGCGUCUUUGCCGAACUAUCUCCAGAUGGUCACCACGUGAGAGUGUCGUGGGAUUCAAUGUCCUCCCUUGAAAAUGAUCACAGCAGCAACGCCGCUCCCACAGAACCGUUUUAUACCGAUCUUCUUCAGUCAUCCAGCCUCGGAGAACUGCCUUGGCUCUCUUCUCAUCUGAUGCUGAAGCCACAGGAGGCUUUCAUUGCUUUACAAAACGAAUUGUUGCAAAUAUCAAGUGCCGUAGAUCAUCCCUUACCAGAAUUCUCUAAGGUCCCACAAAAUGGAUCCCAGUGGGCGUCACUGUUUCUACAGCAGGUGAAAAUACUUUUCGGUCCCAUCUGCAACUCCGGCAAACUAGAGCUAUUGAAUACGAUUCAACUCAUCGUGGCAUGUAGCUCUGCUCUGUCCAUAUCUGACCAACGUCUUAAUGGUGAAUCCGCGGUACUCAAUGCGGACGCUGGUCAUAAGACUGUUAUGAACGUGGAAAAAUUCCUGAUGCGAUUCGAACGUUCAUUGCUCAUUGCUAGUCAGUUGGAUUCCAAAUCGUUGUUGCAUCUAGAAGAACCAACAAAAUGUGAACCUAUACUAUUGCAUGCUCUGAGGGAGAUUAAACAACUUGUCCGUCUGGACGAACGAUUCCUUUUGGUGGUCUACUUACUGAGCCUUUUACCCGUACAACUUCCCAUCUCAUCCGUUGUUUGGGAGGUGAUUGAGGAACUUUUUACCUCUGGCCUGAGGUCGCGGGAUUUCUGUGGUCGUCAGGGAGGCCCAUUGAUUCCCACAUACAUGACUCCCCACAAGUUGAUCGCAAAUCUGCAGUCACUGCGUGAGAAACGCCGCGUACUUCCUAGCUACAAUGUCCACCUUUCUGACAUUUGA
Dicrocoelium dendriticum is the source of this 1611-nucleotide messenger RNA. Lineage: Eukaryota; Metazoa; Platyhelminthes; Trematoda; Plagiorchiida; Dicrocoeliidae. The record is from the annotation of a GenBank genome assembly.